Angiostrongylus costaricensis is the source of this 579-nucleotide messenger RNA. The record is from the annotation of a GenBank genome assembly. Lineage: Eukaryota; Metazoa; Nematoda; Chromadorea; Rhabditida; Metastrongylidae.
AUGAGCUAUUCCUCACGCUACACGAAUUCAUACAGCAGCCGUUAUGGUGAUAACUCUUCUUCACGUUAUGGUGAUGAUUCGACAAGCCGCUAUGAUAGAGAUUCAAUGAAAAACUAUACCUCGUCUUAUUCCUCAUCCCGUUAUGGAGAUUAUUCAAGUCGCUACGAUGCAAAGGACAACGACUACUUAAGCAGACGAGGAACGUACUCAUCUCGAAGAUUACAAACGUUUGAUGAACCGGACGAAGAAGAUCAACGAGUAACGGUUGAAAAAGUGGACAUUGAGGACAUUGAAAACGCGAAAUACUUUGCCCAGUCAGAUAAAGCUGAGGAAACAGAGCAAUGUGAAGAGAACCCAGUCUUAGAAGUCGCUGAGAAUGAGAACGUCGACGAUGAGGAAGAAGAAGUGCUUCCACUGACACGUAGAAUCCAGAAUAGCGAAGAGCAAGCAGAAGCUGAGGAAUUCGUCGUCACAAGCCCAACUCUUGCGUUGACAGCAUCGUCACCAUCACCUACCCAGUCUGUUGAAGAACGAGACUCAAUCACUCCGACAUAUCAAAAGGCGACUACAAAAGUUUGA